AGAGUAGUUUCAGUUCGUCUCACCCCGCCCCACCAUAUCUCGACAGAGUGAGAAGACACUUUUGACCAUGGGGAAUACAUACGAAAUUUCUGACUCUGACAGCGACGGGCAAGGAGAUGAGGAACGUCAAAUCGCCGAAGCUAUCCGGCUCUCAUUGCUUGAAUCCUCAGGCCCUCCCGCGCAGGGGGGGUCGUCGGGCUCCGUGAGUCCUCGGCGAAGGGCCAAAAAGCGCAAGGUGGACGUUAUUGAAAUCAUAUCUGAUGACGACGAGGGAGAUGACGGUAUCCUGGACGGCAUCAAUGCUACAAGAAAGGCGCCAAAGGCGAGUAACAAUUCCUCUGCGAGAGCUCGUGCGGUUGGCAUCCCUGGUGUGACCGGCCCAGCGAUGGUAUCAAAGCCGGCUGACGGACUCCUGCGAAUGAUCGGAAAUAGAGCACAGAUGGAGAGAGAACGUUUGGCAAGACUGGCUGAAUUGAAGAGAUCACCUCCGGAGUUCGGGUUGCCUUUAAACAGUGCCGCUCCCGAGACCCUGAAACCUGCCAGGGCUGGACUGAGCCAUUUUUCUGGCGGGGGCUCUACUCAGAGGAAGGCUUCCUCGUUCGAGCCGUCCAAGUUUUCUGCGGACAACGAGAAGCGGAUACACGCUCAUGGUAGCCGUCAGUCUUGGAAUGAUGGGGAUUCAACUGGUGCUACUCCAAUCCUUCGAUAUCCAAAUGGCGCUAUCAAAAAGACGUGGGCUGAUGGAUAUCCUAAAACGGAUACCGAGAUCACGUUUGAGGAGGUUCUUCAAAAGGUUUGUUGGCUCCCCGAACGCGGGGGAACGUCGCUAAAUAGUGGCUAGGACUCUCUUUGUGUGGCUGUUCUCUCGGCUUUUCAGUGGGAUACCGAUUGGGUCCUCAAGAAGCUCCCCUUAGACACAAUCCAAAGGCUUGUGAUGGUUAUGCAUGCCAAGGAGGAACAGGACCGGAGCUACAAAGCUCAGCAACUUGGUGAUUUGCCAAGGACAACGCUAGUCCUCCCACCAAUGCAAGGACAGGUAAGUUGUAUGCAUAGCAAACUCAUGCUAUUGUUCCAUAUGAGUGGCUGCCAAAGAUGGUUAAGAGUUGCUAUUCCGAGUGCAAAUCUUACGGACUACGACUGGGGGGAGCUGGGCGGUGUCAUGGAAAAUGUAUUCCCAAUUCGUACCCAGAGUUGUCCCGACAUUGCUUAUUUACUCCCGGGAUAGACAGUUUUUCUUAUAGACCUCCCCCGGCUCCCAAAACCGGACCAUGACCAAACCCAUUUUGCAAAAGAGCUACACCAUUUCUGUACCGCCAAAGGGUUGCCCGAAGAUGUUUUAAACGGUCUCUAUCAAUAUGAUUUCAGUAAGACGAAAGACAUGGCCUUUGUUCAUUCGAUAGGCGGAAGCAAUACAGGCAAGGACUGGCACCGUACUGGGUAUUCUGGGUUAGGCACUGCUGUGAAGGCACUAGGACUCUCGUCCGGUCCCGGUUUGGAAUUUGAUUUUGUGGUAAGAAUGCGGGAUUACCGUGCGGUGAAUUGGGCUCAUGGGGUUAGACUUCCUCUCUAGGUGCUGCGAAUAUGGGGUUUAUAUCCAACAUGUAUCGGGCGGCGAUGGGCGAUAAUGGUCUGAAAGAGUUGCAGCGUUGCUCAAAUAAGCCCACCAAGGGUGCUAAGAAGAAGAAGAAGAAGAAGAAGAGCGUACUGGUUGUGGAUGAUGAAAUCACGGACGAUGAUUCGGGAACUGAGUUUGACGAAGAGACCAACCUGGAACGGAUCAUGAAUCACGUCCGUAUUUAUUUUCCGUCCUACGAGACUGUUCGCCUUAGCAAGAAAGGGUUUAGCUCUGGGGGAACAAUUUGCUUUAAUUCCUCUUGGUGGGAUUACCCAACAUUUCCACGGUCGCUGAUGAGAGAUUGCGUUAGUACUCGGGAUGGGUUGUUGAUGCAUAAUAAGGUAAGUAACUUUCUUCCACUGCAUGGGAAACAAAAGCUUACUGGAGUUCUCUUUGUAGGUACUGUUUGCCCGUCCCUCGAGACAACUCCAGGCUUCCUGCGGGAGGGUCGAUGCUUGGGCUUAUGUGGGUUCUGCCAACCUGAGCGAGAGUGCAUGGUAGUUUGCUCCAUACUCCUCCUUAAACUUGCGAUUGUGUUGACUUUCUCAAAAGGGGGAAGCUGGUCAUGGAUAGGACCACAAAAACACCCAAGAUGAAUUGCAAGAACUGGGAAUGCGGUGUGCUGUUUCCUGUGGCCGCAAAGGAUACUGGUCGAACUCUUAGCGGGACAUCGCCUGUGGAGUCAAAACGCAAGGUGGCUGUUGGCAUGGACGUGUUUGGAAAGACGAUUCCGGUUCCAAUGAAGGUACCUGCCGAGCCCAUGGAAGGCAAGCGCCCGUGGUUUUUCCGUGAACUACGAUGAUCGUUUCACGGGGAAAACCUUAUUCUUAAGUUUGGGAUCGAUAGCCUUGUUGGUGUAUGUUCGUUUUUACAUCGAUGUAGACUGCUAGCUCCAUAGAUUUGCUAUCCUAAUAGUCAAAUUUUUUUUCCUAGGGCAAGGGUGCC
Messenger RNA from Tuber aestivum (summer truffle), 2560 nucleotides. Lineage: Eukaryota; Fungi; Ascomycota; Pezizomycetes; Pezizales; Tuberaceae. The record is from the annotation of a GenBank genome assembly.